AACUUGAAUAGGUGGUUAAUAACAUCAGUAAUGGCGUGUGCUCGUCAAAAAUUUGCAAGCUAAUGCAAUCAAUUCGCUGAAUUGUCAGGAUGGCGGACGCAGCCAACACAUUUGGCUUCGAACUUUUGCAAAAAGUGCAUCACGAUGAAAUUCUUAAAAAGGAAGACGUAAUAAUCUUAUUUAUACAUUGGUAUUUAGCAAAGUGUGGAUUUCGGUGCAUUGGCAUCGGAGAUGAAAAAACUUUUAAUGCAUCAGAGAAAGGAUCUGAAUUACUCCCAAAAGAUUGGAACUCCAGUUUUAAUUAUACAUUACGUUAUAUUAAGCAUGAAAAAUUAUAUAUACUACUUGGAAUCAAAUCGGAUAUGGAUUUACUAUUAAAUUUGCUGAGAUAUCAUGAUGAUGCUAUUUCCAACAUUCAGUUUCCUAUUGAGGAAACUGUGUCUGCAUUACAUGGACCUUUAGAAACUGUGAUACCAUCAUAUCGCACCAUUUUAUAUAGCGUACAAAAGGAUUUUGUAGGCACGCUAUAUGGAAAUACUAAAGAAGAAACAACUCAAACAACUGAAACAAAUGAAGCUUCAACACGUAGAGAUCCUGAUCCACUGCGAGUAGAAUCUAAUCGACCAGUGCAUCGUUUGCCUGAGCAUGAUCCUGCAAGAGUAGGAAUCCGAGACCUUGAUCCGUUUGGACAAGGUGGUGGAAUGAUAUUCGAUCCGUUUAGUAGUCGUCCCCCAAUUGGACGCUUACCAAGUGGUCUAGGAGUACCUGGAAGAUUGCCACCAGGUGCGAUACCACCCGGCGCAAGAUUCGAUCCCUUUGGUCCACCUGAUUUGGAUCCACUGAGACCUCUUCGUCGUAGACCCGAUGACGAUCACUUUCCCCCUCCAGGAUUCGACAUGUUUAAUUAAUUUUACAUUUAAACGUGUAUAUGUAUUGUUAAGGAAAACUUUGAACUUGGAAAAAAAAAUUAAAAGAGAAACAAGAGAGUACUUCUGUAUAAUAGAACUAAUAUAACGUUUGCAAUAUAA
Messenger RNA from Nylanderia fulva, 1028 nucleotides. It is a transcript of the gene PI31, whose product is annotated as Proteasome inhibitor 31 kDa. The record is from RefSeq and is a predicted model, not a curated record. Gene Ontology annotation, biological process: proteasome-mediated ubiquitin-dependent protein catabolic process. Lineage: Eukaryota; Metazoa; Arthropoda; Insecta; Hymenoptera; Formicidae. Gene Ontology annotation, molecular function: endopeptidase inhibitor activity; proteasome binding.